GUCGGGGUUUUAGUCAUAUUUAAUGGCUUCCAAUUCAGAGAAAAAUCCUCCUCCUUCAGAUGAAAAACCCAAAUCGACGGAGGAGAAUAAGAGUUCUAAGCCGGAAUCAGCUUCUGGGAGUUCACCUUCACCAGCUAUGCCUGGCUUGAAUUUGAAUGCUUUUGAUUUCUCUAAUAUGGCUGGUAUCCUCAACGAUCCAAGCAUCAGAGAAAUGGCUGAGCAAAUAGCUAAAGAUCCUGCCUUUAACCAAUUGGCUGAGCAGCUUCAGAGAUCUAUUCCAAACGCUGGUCAGGAUGGUGGUUUCCCUAACUUUGAUCCACAACAGUAUGUCAACACAAUGCAACAGGUUAUGCAUAACCCUGAAUUUAAGACAAUGGCGGAGAAACUUGGUACCGCCUUAGUGCAGGAUCCACAAAUGUCUCCUUUUCUGGAUGCUUUCUCGAAUCCUGAAACAGCAGAGCACUUUACUGAGCGUAUGGCGCGGAUGAAAGAAGAUCCAGAGUUGAAACCUAUACUAGAUGAGAUUGAUGCCGGUGGUCCCUCUGCCAUGAUGAAGUACUGGAAUGAUCCAGAAGUGCUGAAAAAGCUGGGUGAAGCAAUGGGUAUGCCUGUUGCUGGCUUACCAGACCAGACUGUUUCAGCUGAACCUGAGGCAGCAGAAGAAGGUGAAGAAGAAGAGUCUAUUGUUCAUCAAACUGCCAGUCUUGGUGAUGUUGAGGGUUUGAAAGCUGCCUUAGCAUCUGGUGGUAACAAAGAUGAAGAAGAUUCUGAAGGAAGGACAGCAUUGCACUUUGCUUGUGGAUAUGGCGAGUUGAAAUGUGCUCAAGUUCUUAUCGAUGCUGGAGCAAGUGUUAACGCGGUUGACAAAAACAAGAACACACCUCUGCAUUAUGCUGCUGGUUACGGGAGGAAAGAGUGUGUAAGCCUUCUCCUGGAGAAUGGUGCUGCAGUCACUCUGCAAAACCUAGACGAGAAGACACCAAUUGAUGUAGCGAAGCUCAACAGCCAGCUCGAGAAUGCUUCAAUUUGCAAGAAUCAUUCUGGUUUGGAGGAUAUAGCACGAAGCUUUGCACGACUUGGUGGUGAAUCCACUCUCUCUCAACCGCCGUCUCUCGCCUCCGCCACGUUUUCUUCAUCCGCCGUCAUGAAUGGCCUCGAAACUCACAACACAAGGCUCUGUAUCAUAGGUAGUGGCCCAGCGGCUCACACGGCGGCGAUUUACGCGGCUAGGGCUGAACUCAAACCUCUUCUCUUCGAAGGAUGGAUGGCUAACAACAUCGCUCCCGGCGGUCAACUAACAACCACCACCGACGUGGAGAAUUUCCCCGGAUUUCCAGAAGGUAUUCUCGGAGCAGAGCUCACUGACAAAUUCCGUAAACAAUCAGAGCGAUUCGGUACUACGAUUUUCACGGAGACGGUGACGAAAGUCGAUUUCUCUUCGAAACCGUUUAAGCUAUUCACAGAUUCAAGAACCGUUCUCGCUGACGCUGUGAUUCUCGCUACUGGAGCUGUGGCUAAGCGGCUUAACUUCGCUGGCUCUGGUGAAGGCUCCGGAGGUUUCUGGAACCGUGGAAUCUCAGCUUGUGCUGUUUGCGACGGAGCUGCUCCGAUUUUCCGGAACAAACCUCUUGCGGUUAUCGGUGGAGGCGAUUCCGCAAUGGAAGAAGCAAACUUUCUCACCAAAUAUGGAUCAAAGGUGUAUAUAAUCCAUAGGAGAGAUGCUUUUAGAGCGUCUAAGAUUAUGCAGCAGAGAGCUUUGUCUAAUCCUAAGAUUGAUGUGAUUUGGAACUCUUCGGUUGUGGAAGCUUAUGGAGAUGGGGAAAGAGAUGUGCUUGGAGGAUUGAAAGUGAAGAAUGUGGUUACUGGAGAUGUUUCUGAUUUGAAAGUUGCUGGAUUGUUCUUUGCUAUUGGUCAUGAGCCAGCUACCAAGUUUUUGGAUGGUGGUGUUGAGUUAGAUUCGGAUGGUUAUGUUGUGACCAAGCCUGGUACUACACAGACUAGCGUUCCCGGAGUUUUCGCUGCGGGUGAUGUUCAGGAUAAGAAGUAUAGGCAAGCAGUCACUGCUGCAGGAACUGGGUGCAUGGCAGCUUUGGAUGCAGAGCAUUACUUACAGGAGAUUGGAUCUCAGCAAGUUGGAAUUGAGUACGAGUAUUGUUCAAAGUUGUAGCUCUAAUGGUAAAACUAGCUAGCUACGACGAAAUUCUUUUUAAGAUUUGAUUUUCAGAUGAUGCUUGAACAUAUAGUCAGUGAACUUGAUUUAUAUCCAAUAAUGUAUUAUGUAGUCUUAUAAUAUAAAAGUGGGUUUCUA
This is a messenger RNA of Arabidopsis arenosa, 2308 nucleotides long. Lineage: Eukaryota; Viridiplantae; Streptophyta; Magnoliopsida; Brassicales; Brassicaceae. The record is from the annotation of a GenBank genome assembly.